This is a messenger RNA of Platichthys flesus (European flounder), 3303 nucleotides long. RefSeq names its product RAB3C, member RAS oncogene family (gene rab3c). The transcript is spliced from 5 exons. The record is from RefSeq and is a predicted model, not a curated record. Gene Ontology annotation, cellular component: endosome; synaptic vesicle; plasma membrane. Lineage: Eukaryota; Metazoa; Chordata; Actinopteri; Pleuronectiformes; Pleuronectidae. Gene Ontology annotation, molecular function: GTP binding; GTPase activity. Gene Ontology annotation, biological process: protein secretion; protein localization to plasma membrane; regulation of exocytosis. The coding region runs from base 185 to 844 and encodes 219 amino acids.
CCAGCCAGCACGCGUGCCAGAUCCGAGGCGGAGGGGACAGCUCCCAGGUGCUGAAACCGGUGCGCGCUCUAAACAGAGACACGGAGGGGGGAACGUCAACUGCAUUAGACAUCCAGAUAAUCAAAAAGACCGUGUUCUGCAAACCCGAGACAGAUACAGAUCAGAGCCGAGGCCUUCAGAUCAGAUGGCUGCCACUCAGGAUGUGAAAGGGAAGGGGGAGGGAGGGGACCAAAACUUUGACUACAUGUUCAAGCUGCUGAUCAUCGGCAACAGCAGCGUGGGCAAAACGUCUUUCCUCUUCCGCUACGCCGACGACGCCUUCACCUCAGCCUUCGUCAGCACGGUAGGCAUCGACUUCAAGGUGAAGACCGUGUACAAGAACGACAAGAGGAUCAAACUGCAGAUCUGGGACACAGCAGGCCAGGAGCGAUACAGGACCAUCACCACCGCCUACUACCGCGGGGCCAUGGGCUUCAUUCUCAUGUACGACAUCACCAAUGAGGAGUCGUUCGGCUGCGUGCAGGACUGGUCGACGCAGAUAAAAACCUACUCAUGGGAUAAUGCACAGGUGGUGCUGGCUGGCAAUAAGUGUGACAUGGAGGAGGAGAGAGUGGUCUCGGUCGAUAAUGGCAGACUGCUGGCAGAACAGCUGGGUUUCGAGUUCUUCGAGACGAGCGCCAAGGACAACGUCAACGUGAAGCAGACCUUCGAGCGUCUCGUCGACCUGAUCUGCGACAAGAUGUCCGAGAGCUUGGACACGGACCCGGCCAGCACCACGGGAGCGCCCACUGCCAAACUCACAGACACUGCUCCGCCCAUGCAGCAGCCCGGAUGCAACUGUUAGUAGCGUUCUCCGGACUGCCGCUCAAACCCAGUUUAGAAGUAGAAUAACAAAACACUCGUAUUAUCUCUCAACUUUAUCACCUUAUAUCAAGAGAAAAAUAACCAGACAAACACACAUGGAUGUUACAAAACGUGACACACAACAGGAUAUCUAGAAUAUAGAGACACUAUUGUCAUUCUUUGGCUAGUUAGUACGAUUAUAAGCCAAGUAUGUUUGAUAAGGCUAGAUAUAGUUCAUAGUCCGACUGUACAGUUAAUCCAGAAAACCUUUACAAAUCUUUAAGACUUAAAAUAAUUAUAAUAUGAGGGAUAACAUCAAUGAGUGCUUUAAUAAUGAUUUCAUUUUAAUUUUUUGUACAGUAUUUUCCUUUAUCCUUUUUCUAGGUUAAUUUUCUCCUAAAGCUGCCAAAUCAGUGAUUUAGUGCACGUCAGGACGUAGCGGAUUCGUUGUGUGUAACGAGUGUGUGUUCUUGUGGGUGAGUGUGGGUUUGCAUGAGUGUGUGUUAUCUUGUCUGAGUCACAAACGAGUGGAACUUGGCCAUCUUAAAAAUCAUCUACCUUGGAAUUUAAAAAAGUGGCCUUUUAGCAUCUCCAACACGGCCUCUGUAAGUCCCUCAGUUAGCCUCUUACUUUUCGGGAAUUAGUCCGGUAUGUGUAACGUUGAUGUAAGUACUACUCCAUGUUCUGCUGUCCGUAGAUGUGUGAUAUCUCUGGUAAGUAAAGUGUGCUUAGCCUCCAAGACGACCCCUUUAUAGUUUGAUGCGAUGAGCAUGCCGCCAAAAAGUCACUCACACUGUCUGUGCUGUUUCCUCUGAAGAUAAGCCUUACCCCGAAUCUAACCAUCCUCAUCUCCACGUGAUAGCGAUGAUCAAGCAUUUAAAUAAGAAUAGAUCUCACACUGCACAAGACAGUGCAGUGUUUGAUACAUAAAUCAGCUCUGGCAUGGAAUAAACAGCCAUAUAUUUAAAAAGCAUUAUUUCAGUGUUCCGUCCGCAUGCUAAAGUUUCUUGUUUGUGCUGUUAAAGUCCCUCCUGAAAAAAAAUCUCACUAAGCUUCUUAGAAACAAUGAUUCAGUAUUAAGGCCAAUUAAAGGGGAACAAAUCUGACAUUUUUAUAAAUUCAUUUUUUGCCUCGUUGGAUCGGGAAUAUGAGAAGAUCCAAAUGAGAAGGUGGAGCAUCUUGUUAAGUUGUACUUUACAUCUGUGGAAUAUUCAAAGAGUUUUUGUGUUUUCCCAAGAAACUAUAAGACAAAUCAACAUUUAGGAUCCAGAAUGAUCCAAAAUCAUUCUAGAUCCAAAAGAUAUUUGAUAUUUAUUUCUCUAUUUUUGCUGUAUUCUGAAUUUUUUUCUCAUAAUAUCACAACUUUAUUCGCCUAAUACUACAAAUUAAUUUUUUCAAAAUCACAGUUUAUUUCCCUAUAAUAUGGCCUUAAUACUCUGCUACAGAAAAAUAGCUCUGAAAUACAGUAGAUUAAAAUUGGAACUUCCAAUGGAGAAGAAACUAUUGAGAUCUUAAUAACUUUAGUCUGUAUAGUAAAACUCUAUAGUUCAAUUUAAAAUCCAGAAUGUCUUUUUAGGUCUGCAAUUGAAAAGACACUAGUGCCAAAUCAUUAUAGUUCCUUUAGCAUCAUUGGUUGUUUGUUGCAUAGUUGAAUAAAAGCUAAAAAAAAGUGCAUGAAGUCAGUCCUGACUUAUCUAUGUAGAUUUAUAUAAUAAUAAUAAUAAAAAUAAUAAUAAUAAGAUAGUGUAUAUACAUCACUCUGUGUUACAGAUUUAGGAGCAUUGUCAUAGCAAACGCUGUGAGAUGCUAUGGGCCAAUAAGUGCAAUAUUUUAUGAAUUAAACCCCUGUAAAUAGUCUCUCCCGUCCGAGAGUACGACUCUGUGUGCAGGAUGUGAGUGAGUGGCUCUGAACCUGAUAUACAAUCUCUCUAAGAAUAAAGGACUGUGUGCUUCAGCCACUGAAUGUGUGACUGUGUGUGUGUGUGUGUGUGCGCGCGUGUGUGUACCUGCCAUAUUGAAGAGACAAAUUCCGUAAUAUAUUGUAUUGUUUUGUGUAUACCUUUUGUACAAAUGUAUUCACGUACUAAAUGCUGUUCCUGCUAACUGUUGGGUGUUGAUUGAAGUUGUAGUAUCAUGUCAAAAAAUGUAGUGUUGUUGUGAAAGAUAACUUAGUCAGGAGGAAAAACUUAGUCCAUGCCAUAUGCCAUACUCAUGUAAUAAUAAUAAAGAAAACAAAAAAAACAAGGGGAUGCACAUUAACUAGUUCAGAGAUCCUGCGCAUAUGUUUGUACACGUGCUCGGUACGUGUGCAUCUGUGUACCUGUGUGUGUGUGUGUGUGAUAUUAUCAUUUUGUGAAAAUAGCCAUGAAAUGAAUUAUCGUGAAGUCAAGAUUCAUGUCAUAGAGGAAGAGUUCACGUAGCUGUGCAGAUAAAGUCACAAAUGUCAUGUUAGAAAACUAA